UGAGAAUAAGAGGCUAAAAAGAAAGUUUACAUUAAUAUUAUUUAAAAUAAUUAUAAAACUGUAGAUCUCUGAGAUUAUGGACCGCAUAGAUGUAGGUAGCAUUCGUGUGCCUGGAGGCGGAGAUAAGGUUUAUAAGGAUGAGUGUAUGUACUGUUUUGAUUCGCCGGAAUCAGACGAUGGAUUAUAUGUAUGUAUGUCCACAUUCCUGGGUUUCUGUAAAAGACAUAUCAAACUACAUAUAUCAAAAACAGGAAGAGAAAUCUCCAGAGAUACACCCCCAAAAAAGAAGCCUACAAGGCUUGCUAUAGGGGUGGAAGGAGGCUUUGAUGCUGAAGACAAGAAGGUUGAAUUUGAAGAAGUCAACUCAGUGGCAGUAUUUGGUGAUGAAGAAGAACCAGCAGUCUUUGCAUUACCAAACCCUGAUCUACCACUACAGGUGUGUCUAUGCUGUGCCUAUGAUCACUACUGUAGUGGAUCAGGCAGUGGAGGCAACAACCAUGCACUAGAAGCAUAUCAACAAAAAAAGUACCCUCUUGCCGUGAAGCUAGGUACCAUUACCCCUGAUGGAGCAGAUGUAUUCUCCUACGAUGAAGAUGAAAUGGUAGAAGAUCCAAACUUGGCCAAACACCUGGCUCAUUUUGGCAUCAACAUCACACAGAUGCAAAAGACAGAUAAGACRAUGGCUGAACUGGAAAUUGAUAUCAACAUGCGGAUAAGAGAAUGGGACGUCAUUCAGGAAUCAGGAAAGAAGCUYAUUCCUCUAUAUGGCCCUGGAUACACUGGCCUAAAGAACCUUGGAAACACGUGUUACAUGAAUUCAGUCAUGCAAGUGUUAUUCUCUAUCACAGAAUUACAGCAAAGAUAUGGAGCCGCAAAGGAAGAGAGUUUUGCUAACUCACCAAGUGAUCCAUCUGGAGAUUUUAACACACAAAUGGUGAAGCUAGCAGAUGGUAUUCUGUCUGGACGAUACUCACAACCACCAAAAGAACCCAAGAAAACUGAUGAUUCACAGGGAGAGCAAACAGUGGAGCAAGAUGGAAUAUCCCCUCACAUGUUCAAGGCUCUGAUUGGUAGAGGGCAUCCAGAAUUUUCCACCAAUCGGCAGCAAGAUGCACAAGAGUUCUUUGYAUAUCUGAUCGAGAAUAUUGACAGAGCAGAGAGAACCAACAAGGGGCUGGUAAAUCCAGUGGAUUCAUUUAGAUAUAAAGUUGAAGAACGAAUCCAAUGUAUGGAGUCCAAGAAAGUUCGUUACACAAGCAGAGAAGAUAACAUGCUGUCGUUAGCAAUACCAAUGGACGCAGUGUUAAACAAAGAUGAAGUAGACGCGUACGAAAUCAAGCGUAAAGAGGCAGAUGAAAAGAAAGAACGGCUGGAUGCCAGCGUCAUGGUCAGACCCAAGGUGUCCAUGUCCUCAUGUCUCGAGAACCUCUCCACGCCUGAAACAAUUCAAGAUUUUUACAGUCCUGCAAUAAAGGCGAAAACUACAGCUUUGAAAACCACUCGCUUCCUAACUUUUCCAGAUUAUCUAAUGAUCCAAAUCAAAAAGUUCACUCUCGGUGAAGAUUGGGUUCCCAAAAAACUAGAUGUUGAGCUAGAGGUUUUGGAGGAGCUUGACUUGACUCUACUGAAGGGAACAGGACUCCAGCCGGAGGAGGAAGAACUCCCUGAAGAGGAAGCUCCAGCUUCUGUAGAGCCAGACGUCGAUGAGGGAGUUGUCCAACAGCUCGUAGACAUGGGCUUUGAUCGACAGGGAUGCAGAAAAGCAGCUCACUUCACAAACAAUCAAGGUGUUGAGGCUGCUAUGAACUGGGUGUUAGAGCAUAUGGGUGACCCAGACUUUGCAGAACCUUUGCGGCUACCAGGUUCAAAGCCUUCUGCUGCUAACAUCAAUGAAGAAUCAGUAGCUAUGGUAAUGUCAAUGGGAUUUAGUAGAGAACAGGCUGUCAAGGCUCUGAAAGCAACGGAUAACAACCUUGAACGGGCAGCGGACUGGAUAUUUAGCCAUGCGGACGAACUAGAUGCUAUGGAAGUAGAAGGAGCAGAAGAGAAUGCUACCAAGUUUAAAGACGGACCUGGAAAGUAUCGUUUAAUGGCCUUUAUUAGUCACAUGGGGACGUCUACAAUGUGCGGACACUACGUCUGUCAUAUUCUUAAAGAUGGAAGAUGGGUUAUCUUUAACGACAGAAAGGUUGCACAAUCAGAAACACCUCCAAAGGAGCUUGCCUAUUUGUACCUUUAUAAAAGGAUGACUUAGCUAGACUAUUCUUUCUUUUGUGUCUGUGUCUUGUAAUAUUUAUUGUUACUUAAAGUAGACAUAAUGGGAAAAGAAGUAAGAAAAAUUAAAGUAAGAAUAGUAAGAAGUAAAAAGAAGGUAAGAAUAAAGAUAAGGAAACAAAAGAAAACAAAGAAAACACAAACAAGAAAGAAAUUAUUUCAGGUUGUUAAUUGGAUCACUUUUUUGAUUGGUUCAUUUGUCGACUAUUUUGAUUGGUUUAGCUUUCCUGUAAUUUGAUUGGUUCACAGUAGAAGCUACUAUUUGGAUUGGAUGGCCUUUCCUGUGAUUUGAUUGGUUGAGAGUUUAAGGAUCAUAUCAGAAAUUUUUUGAUUGGAUGAGCUUUCCUGUCAUUUUAUUGGUUCUGAGAUGUGAAAGCCGUUUGGAAAUCUUACGUACCGUUCUGUAACUGUGUCAUGAUGCAGAAUCUUAAAUUUAAACAUUUUGUGACUUCGAAUCUAAAUGAACAUUUAAGAAAAUACAGGGCUUGGCACCGUCACGUGAUGGCAGUCAUGACAGGAGGCAGGAACAAGAAAUAAUUUAAUUUCCCAGGAGAGAAAGACUCUAUUGUUGUGCCUCAUGUCAUGGCUGCCAUCACGUGAUGGUGCCAAGCCUCUAGAAAUAAUUUUUGCACUGAAUAAAUUGUUAAGGUCUAUUUGAA
This is a messenger RNA of Actinia tenebrosa (Australian red waratah sea anemone), 2933 nucleotides long. Its product is annotated as ubiquitin carboxyl-terminal hydrolase 5. Lineage: Eukaryota; Metazoa; Cnidaria; Anthozoa; Actiniaria; Actiniidae. Gene Ontology annotation, biological process: protein deubiquitination. The record is from RefSeq and is a predicted model, not a curated record. Gene Ontology annotation, molecular function: protein binding; cysteine-type deubiquitinase activity; zinc ion binding.